GAAUUUGUUUCUGAAUUCAGAAAAUAACGAACAGCCGCGAAUGCAAGUAAGGUAAAGCGCUCGAAAAUAGGAAACACCAGCGGCUACAUUCAAACGGUUUCGCGUUCGCCCCAAGCGGAAACGGAAGUAAACAUUUAAGCGAGAGAUAGCGUGUGGUAGAGUGUUUGCGGCUUCGCGCGCUUAUUUGAUAUUUCAUCAACGUUUAUUCAGAAGCCAGAGACGAGACCAGCACGAUCUACAGAUCCAUAUUGGAGGCCAAAAUCUAUUGUCUGCGCGCGCGUUGUAAUAAAAAAUAGUUAAAGUGCAUUUCCUAAAUAUACCGACGUUUUUGACUCCGUUUGUUGCAUUGGAUCAACGAUCACCGUUGACGGUGGAUUCCUCCUGCCCCAAACGGAAAAAAUGCGAUAUGGAUCGAGAGCGCGAAAGAGAUGUCAAGGCCCUGGAGCCACGCGACUUGUCUUCCACGGGCCGCAUUUACGCCAGAAGCGACAUUAAAAUCAGCGCUUCGCCCACCGUCUCGCCAACGAUCUCAAACUCCUCUUCGCCCACACCGACGCCGCCUGCCAGUUCCUCAGUUACGCCGCUGGGGCUGCCCGGGGCGGCGGCGGCUGCUGCCGCCGUGGCAGCUGCUGCAGCCGGAGGCGCCGGCUCGGCGGGGGCCAGUUCCUAUAUGCACGGCAACCACAAGCCCAUCACCGGCAUACCCUGCGUGGCGGCCGCCUCCCGCUACACGGCUCCCGUACACAUCGACGUGGGCGGGACCAUCUACACCAGCUCCCUGGAGACGCUCACCAAGUAUCCAGAGUCAAAACUGGCCAAGCUCUUCAACGGCCAAAUCCCGAUUGUGCUGGACUCGCUGAAGCAGCACUACUUCAUAGAUCGCGACGGUGGCAUGUUCCGUCACAUUCUGAACUUUAUGAGAAACUCAAGACUUCUGGUUGCCGAGGACUUUCCCGAUCUGGAGCUGCUACUAGAGGAGGCCCGCUACUACGAAGUGGAGCCGAUGAUUAAGCAGCUGGAGAGCAUGCGCAAGGAUCGUGUACGCAAUGGGAACUAUUUGGUGGCGCCACCCACUCCACCAGCACGCCACAUUAAGACAAGCCCGCGGACCAGCGCGUCGCCGGACUGCAAUUACGAGGUCGUGGCUCUGCACAUCUCGCCGGACCUGGGCGAGCGCAUAAUGCUGUCGGCGGAACGGGCUCUGCUCGACGAACUCUUCCCGGAGGCCAGCCAGGCGACACAGUCGAGUCGCAGCGGCGUCUCCUGGAACCAGGGCGACUGGGGGCAAAUCAUCCGCUUCCCCCUGAAUGGCUAUUGCAAGCUGAACUCAGUCCAGGUGCUGACGCGACUCCUCAACGCCGGCUUCACCGUCGAGGCCAGUGUCGGGGGGCAGCAGUUCUCCGAGUAUCUGCUGGCGCGGCGCGUUCCAAUGUGAUAGGCUGACGCUCCUGCUCUUGCCCCCACUUCAUUUGCAGAUUCAGCCUCAUCUGCUUCUGUCUCUGGUGCGGGCUCCAGCAGCAGUCUCGGCCAAGUCUCUCUGCGGCGUGGGCGUGUAAUCCAUGUACGAACUAGGCACUAAUUGCUGCUCCAGGGGCAGGUGGCGUUGGGCGGGUAAUCGUAAGGAGAGCGUAUUGCUGCUCUUGCUUGAUGAGCAGUUUGUCUUUUAUGCUUAGAUCCUAUGCUGAGGAUGCGAGAUUUGAAUCCAAAUGUUAUUUAAUGUUUAUCAAUUAAGUUUGCUGGGCCAUGCCCACGCUCACACACUCAUGCAAGGGCCCGCCCAAGCCCACACACACAGACACACACACACACAGGCACUCAUGAGUUUCGUAUUCUUUAGGAUUUAGAGCCAAGAGCCAGCACUGAUUUUGUUUUUUAGGAUUGCGUUUAAGUCGAAUAUUGUUUUCUCUAAGUACCGCCUACAACUAAAACCAACUUGAGUUAUUUAAUUGACUAAUAUUAGAGGGACAACCCACAAAGAUUGUCCUAAUGUAGUACACAACCCCACACAGCCACAUCCACACCAACCCUCACAUCCACAUGAACACAACCUAUCGUAAAUUAACAUUAACGUAACCGUAAUUGAUGUAAUUGAACUUUUAUGAAAGUAAACUAUGGAUAACUUUUUCAAUAUAUACGAACCGACGUCUAAAUAGUCUACACCAAUUAUAAUACGAAUCCAAUUACAUGCAUAUACUAUAUAUACAUAUAUAUGCAGCAAACAGCCGUUUGUGACCACGCCCCCUCAAUAGCAGAUCCACUCAGAAUGUCUCAUUGAAUAUUUAAAUAAAGCAAAA
Molecule: messenger RNA, 2294 nt
Organism: Drosophila persimilis
Lineage: Eukaryota; Metazoa; Arthropoda; Insecta; Diptera; Drosophilidae
Gene: twz
Product: BTB/POZ domain-containing protein kctd15-like
Exons: 5
Coding region: 407-1435 (342 amino acids)
Biological process (GO): protein homooligomerization
Molecular function (GO): protein binding
Source: RefSeq, a predicted model, not a curated record